GUUCCACAGACACGUACGGAGCCCCGUCCGAGCAAUUAGCGUUGGCUUAUGAUCUCACGAACGGCUUCCCUUGGUUGAGGCGGGUGGAGUGGCAGAGAUUUCGAGACUGAUAUUCGAGUCGAGACCCACAUCCUCACAUAAUGUCCAUGUCGACUGUCUUCCCUGGACUUGUGCAGAGGACUGUGACAAUUGUCACUGUUUCAACUCUCAUCCUUGACUGAUCUCCCCGGCGGGCACCAGAACAUGACCAUGUUGACACGAUAUCUUCCAAAGCGCGACCUGGCUAAGCGUGCUAUCAUCACUUUCUUCGCUGUGUUGAUGUUGAUUUUACUACAACUACACCCUGUAUCAUGUGUAGGACCACGAGGCAAGCGGUUGAACGAAAGCACGGAUGACCAGCUGAAAUCAUCAUUCCAUGAUUUUGCUUCAUAUCCUGAGCCCAUCACGGGCUCGUUCGAGGCGCUGGUUUUGAACCGAUCCUGGACAACAGCCGAGGAGAGAUAUGGUCCAUACGGGCUCGGACAAGAUAAGGAAGGCUACCGUUUCAGCCAUGUGAGCUGGAAGGAUGUCAAAUGGGGCACACUACAAGACCAAUGUGCUCAGGAGAAUUCGCAUCGACUUCCGAAUCAAGCUAAACUCUCCGAAAUGCGCCGAUUUGUGUACCGGGAACCAUCAAAACCGGAAGUGCUUACGGAGCCGAAGAAGAACAAAUCAACAAAGGAUGGAGAAAACAAGGCCAAAGUGGACGGUGUUCGACCUUCUGACAAGGAGUAUGGGAAACAAGCCAUUGUUCUCAGAGCAUGGUCUACUUAUCCAUACACUGAAGACGACAUGCAAAACCUUCGGAGCAUCGUGACGGAGGCCGCUCUUGCUACUAGCGGCAAAUACAAUGUCUUUCUUCUCGUCGAUGUCAAGGAUCUGGACGCUCAUAUCCAUUAUGAUGAUUCUAAUUAUACAUCUAUACUCGAGCAGGUGGUCCCUGCAGAGUUCCGAGACAUGGCUGUUCUAUUCGAUACGACCUUGCUCGAAAGCUGGUAUCCAGAUGUCAUAGACCAUACACCAUUCUGGCAGAUGAUGCAGCCCUUUCAACUUUUCGCCCAGCUUUAUCCCGAAUAUGAUCAUUACUGGCAGCUUGAGAUGGAUGUUCGUGUCACUCAGCACGUUGGUGAGAUCUUGGACUCAUUCGACAAGUUCGGCGAGAGCCAACCGAGGAAGCAAUCACACGAACGCGCGAGCUGGGCAUAUAUGCCUCAAUUCCAUGGCACCUACUCCGAAUUUACACAGAAGGUCAAUGCGGCGAUGCCUGAUGGCACGGGUACUUGGGGCCCGAUUCAGAUCGGCGAAGAAAUCUUGCCUAUCGGUCCACAGCCCCCAUCACCUCAGCCCAACAACACGGAGGUCAACUGGCAGUGGGGUGCAGGAGAGCCUGCCGACCUUUUACUCUUCAACACGUUGAUGGACGUACGACGACUCGAGGAUUGGCCGUUUAGAUACUGGCAUUAUGGUUUCACAAAAAAUGAGGAUCUUCCUUACUGGCAUUCACCGCCAGCGCAGGGCCGCGCAAGUUGGAAUCUACUCAAUGCGAUUCACCACGCGCAAUCUCAGCAAGACUUACGCAUAGCAUCGGAGACAACGCUGCCAUCUUUCGCACUUUGGCAUGGUCUCAAGCUGGUCGGACUACCGUUACCUAUCUUCCAGGACCCGGAACGAGACAGAGAGGAAUUGAAUUUUGUGCUCAAUGGUGGCGACAUCGACCAAUUCUCGGAUGGCUUUGCAAAUGGACCAGUGAAUACUAGAGGAGCGUCAUUAGGGUUUUUCGUCCGAGGAAGGAGCUUCGACUGGGUCAGUCCCAUGCCUGACCGUAUGAUGGCUUACUGGAAAGGAGAAAAACAGCCAGAUUCGGAUAUGCCACAUGUUCUGCUGAAGAAGGAUGGCAAAAUCUAUGCUCCGGCCAUGUUCAUUCAUCCGAGAAAGACAAACGCAUACAGGUCCGAUUGA
Molecule: messenger RNA, 1998 nt
Organism: Aureobasidium pullulans EXF-150
Lineage: Eukaryota; Fungi; Ascomycota; Dothideomycetes; Dothideales; Saccotheciaceae
Exons: 2
Coding region: 244-1998 (584 amino acids)
Source: RefSeq, a predicted model, not a curated record